This is a messenger RNA of Fibroporia radiculosa, 681 nucleotides long. RefSeq lists its product as uncharacterized. Bases 1 to 681 code for a protein of 226 amino acids. The transcript has 3 exons. The record is from RefSeq and is a predicted model, not a curated record. NCBI's taxonomy places the organism in Eukaryota, Fungi, Basidiomycota, Agaricomycetes, Polyporales, Fibroporiaceae.
AUGACUUCGAAUACCACGGGCACUGGAACGACCGGCGGUGGAGGCUCAGCGUCCAUCGGGCAGACCAUCAAGGGCACCGCGCAAGUAAUUCAUGGCAUGGGAGAGAAAGUCCGAGGCGGGUUCCUUGGUAUCGUGGACGGCCCGGGCGCAGGUAGCACGCACCCCGUCGCCGCUCAGGGACAAAUGGAGACCGAAAAAGGGUUUGCAGCACUUCGAGGGACGGGCAACACAUCAAACACCGCCGCCGCCGGCGCGGGCUAUGGGGCAGCAGCCAACAGGGGGCCAACUGGCGCACCGGGCGUUGGCACGGACUACGGGUCAGCCGCUCCUGGUCCUGGUGGUGCGGCUGGAACGCAAUAUGGAGAAGGGACAGCGAAUACGGGGACCUACGCCCCGAGUGGCGCGGGAGGUGCGCCGGGACUGAAUGCCGGAGCCGGUGGGGGCACAAGGGGCGCGAUGCCGCAAGAGCAGUACCAAGAUGCAUAUCAAUCCCAGACCGGCCCUGCUCCCACGAGUCACGGAGGCGUGGGCGUGGGCCGGAAUAAUGCUGGCUUCCAGGGAGAUUAUGGGGGGCCGCAAGGCCAGACGGCGCCGCAGCGUGGUGGUGCCGGUCCCAUGCCUGACUACGCAAACUCUGGCCCGGGAACCGGUGCUGCCUCAGGUGGACCGCGUAGGUUGUGA